Messenger RNA from Vicia faba (fava bean), 402 nucleotides. NCBI's taxonomy places the organism in Eukaryota, Viridiplantae, Streptophyta, Magnoliopsida, Fabales, Fabaceae. The record is from the annotation of a GenBank genome assembly.
AUGAAGGCGUUAGGAUGGUGGUUGAUUGUGGUUGGGACGCUGAGAUUAGCCUCCGUGUGGUUCGGUUUCUUCGACAUUUGGGCACUUCGACUCGCCGUCUUCUCUACUACUACCAUGACUGAAGUUCAUGGACGCACAUUUGGAACGUGGACACUGUUGACCUGCACCCUCUGCUAUAUUUGUGCAUUCAACCUUGAUAAUAAACCUAUUUACCUUGCUACUUUAUUGUCAUUUGUCUAUGCGUUUGGUCAUUUCUUGACCGAAUACCUAAUUUAUCAAACAAUGGCAAUUUCGAAUCUCACUACUGUCGGCAUAUUUGCAGGAACAUCAAUAGUAUGGAUGCUAUUGCAAUGGAAUGCACACCUGAAAGUUCGCUCGAAGCCUUCUAAUAGAAAGCAUUAG